AUGUCUUCGAGACCCUACACAGAGAAGGGGCGGCGAAAUAAAAGAAGAAAACCAUCAAGAUCUCAGAGGGAAGCGUUUCAGCAGAAUUUGGAGUUUGAGGAGCAGGAGAUUCGGCCGAUCAGAGAUGUUCUCACCAAAGUACAACAGUCAUCACAAACGAAUUCGGGCCCCCUCAACAUUUCAGAGGGCAGAUGCUUUAAGCUUUGGUCCACUGACCAUAUAAAGUACUGCACUGCUGAGGUUGCCCCGACAAGAUAUAUCGAGUUUUACGAUCCUAAAUUUUAUCGAUUCAGCAACUGCCCAGAAGGUCAAGUUGAUGGUCACAUCUACGCAAUGUCUACCGAUAUGUGUGAUAUUGACCCAUUCGUUCCCCCUCAGGAUGCAGGCUUGGAGACCGUUCGCAUUGGUGGGAAUGAUGGCCUUCAUACUUUCUAUGCCCAGUUUUUGGACAAUCACCACUUGAUACUCCAGAUACCUAAGGAGUUAGUCUUUUACAGGCAGGAAACAGAUCCGACUUCGGGGGCGCCGGAUGUCUUUACCUACUACGGUAUCUGCGAAGCCUACGCGGAGAGCCGCAUGCUCGCAAAUCAUCGGCGAGAGGACCAGGCAGAGCGACGUCGUUCAGCAUCUCCCGCGUGA
Fusarium subglutinans is the source of this 639-nucleotide messenger RNA. RefSeq lists its product as uncharacterized. NCBI's taxonomy places the organism in Eukaryota, Fungi, Ascomycota, Sordariomycetes, Hypocreales, Nectriaceae. The transcript has a single exon. The coding region runs from base 1 to 639 and encodes 212 amino acids. The record is from RefSeq and is a predicted model, not a curated record.